Messenger RNA from Thermothielavioides terrestris NRRL 8126, 2979 nucleotides. RefSeq lists its product as uncharacterized. Gene Ontology annotation, cellular component: nucleus. NCBI's taxonomy places the organism in Eukaryota, Fungi, Ascomycota, Sordariomycetes, Sordariales, Chaetomiaceae. The record is from RefSeq and is a predicted model, not a curated record. Bases 88 to 2850 code for a protein of 920 amino acids. The transcript has a single exon. Gene Ontology annotation, molecular function: DNA binding.
GCCCACCAUCCGGUUACGUUGCGUCCGGUAAUUGCAGCCGCACGCUCCCGUCUCUGGGACGGGCGGUCUACCCUGACAUGGUCCAACAUGCCUUCCUCUAAGGAUCGCGAUGCCGAUGGCGUUGACGACCGCCCGCGCGAGAAGCCACACCGAUCAAAAUCCGAGCGGAAGGAUAAGGAUCGGGACAGGGAAAGAGACAAGGACAAGGACCGGAAAAGGGAGCGGGACAGGGACCGUGACAGGGACCGGGAUCGCGACGCCGACCGGGACAAAGACUCGCACUUGUCGUCCUUCCAACGCCAUCACUCCCAUCGGUCCUCUAGGUCCUCCAAGCUGAAGGCGACCGACAGCGAAGCACACUCCCGACCCCACCGACGGCACAAACCGAGGGACAUGGACGGGGACGAGCUGGACGGCAGGCCGGCGGGCACGAGGUCCUUGACUGAUCUGGUCCCGGAGCUCGCGAGGGGCCUGGAGAGCGAGCGAGGGAGCAUUCCGUAUCCGUCAUUCAGCAAGGCCCACAGCAAGGAGUUUCUGCAUAGCAAGGAGGACGUUUCGUCGCCUGCUACACGGCGGACGGACCCCCUCACACCAGAUACCACGGAUCUCGGCGGCAGCGAGAUGAGGCGGUCCAAGUCGGCCGACUCACCCGGGGCUGCCCGGAAGACAUCGACUGCACGGCAGGACGCCCGCCAGGACGACAGGCCACCGUCGCCCCCCGAGACAGACCUGUCGGCUCAGAAGAAACAGGGAUCCGAAACCCCAGGCUCGGUCAAAGAAGCGGGUCUCCCGGACACGAGGCCCUCGUCCCGAGGCUCGUGGGUCUCGAGGUCCACCUCCAAGCACGAAUCAAAGUCGAGAAUCUCGAAGACGUCGAGCCAGGCAACCUUUGUCAUGCGGCCGGCCGCUUCGGUUAGGGCUGCGCGCGCUGGAGACUCCCAAACGGCAAAAUCUGAGAUAACAAAUGCGUCUACGGUCGAACAGGGCUCGACCGCAACGGCUCUUCCCAGGCGGAGCGUCUCCGCUGCCAAACAUUCGCCCGUCGACGCGGCGGAUUCCUCGCCGGAGUCGGCGAUCGAUGUCUCCCCCAAAACGCCCACACAUGCUCCCGAUUUCCCACCGCCGCCGGUGAUAGCCGAAGAGAAGCAUCACUAUAGCACAUCCGACGUGCCCACCCCUUCGGCAACCCCGGCAUUCACGCCAGCGCCCCCUCCUCCUCCGCCGCCUCCGCCGCCGCCGCCCGCGUUCAACCUCCAAGAGGUGCCGCGCGUGGACUACCUUCUGCAGAAUGGCGGCUUGCCGCAUCCCGUUCCCAGGUCAUUUCUCUCCGUCUUGCCCCGGCAAAACGGGACUCGGCCAUCGAACCCGCCACUACAAGGCGCCGAGAUUCUCUUUGCGCCCUUCUUCGACCUCCUCAGGCAAUACCAAACGGUGCUCUCAGGUCACGGUUCCAUUGCCGUCGCGACUGGCCAUCGGACCGUCGCACGGCGCCUCCUCGAUCGGUUAGAGAAUGUGUUUUCUCGGGACCUCUCGCCAGACGGCUGUCCCUGUAUCAUGUGCGAACGCUCAGGCGAGCCUCACCGGGGCUUGGGCUGGGGUGAGGUGCUCGAACGGGUGAGCGGGAGGAUAGCCCUGCCGCCAUGGCCGCCGUUUGACUUCUCUCUGCUGAGCAGCAAAGCAGUCGAGGAAUUGGCCGACGUCCCACCCCGGCCAUCAUCGCCGGUGAAGAUGGACCCCGACAUUGCCGAGGAGUUUAGGGAACACUACCUGCGUCAGACAAAGCGAGUGCGGGCGGCCGUGGACAAGUGGAUGACCAACUGCGAGAAGACUGCUGCUCCGCCGCCCCAGGAUAUCGACGACGAGACGCUCGCCUUCGCCAUCCUCACCAACCUGGAGUAUGAGGACCGGCCUUACUUUAACGCCCUGCUCGCCGGCUCGCGCGAGCUCCAAUCUGCGGUGCGGGCGCCAACGCCUCUCCGCAGCCCCCGCAACGACUUCAUGGUCAAGUCGGGCCUGUCUCUGCAGAGGCUAUACCGCCUCCAGCAGGCACCGCGCGAUGCCGAAACGGCCGUCUACCUCGUCAAGAACCCCGGGACGCACGAUCUCCUCUACACCAUAUCCGACAUCAGCGCGUCGGAGUGGGAGAUCCUCACCUCGGGCCGCUUCGAUGGCUUCCUGUGGUCCGGCGCCGAAGACGACGGCAUCGCCUUCGGCGAGGGACCGUCGCGGCUGGCGACCCCCGCCAGCGGCAUGUACCCGGCCUCGCGCAUCAUGAGCCCCGCCGCCGCCGGCGGUAGAGGCCUAGGCGGCCCGCCCAUGUCGCGCACCACGACGCCCUUCGGCCCUUUCAUGCGCGGCCAGACGCCCGCGUCCUUCGUCAGCGGCAUGUCGGCCGCGUCGUCGUCCUACCCCGUCCGCGCGGCAGUCACGAAUGACGAGGAGGCCGAGGUCGCGGCGCUGGCCGAGCUCGAGCGCGAGAUCUUCAACGGCAUGGAGGCGCUCGAGGACGCGUUCGAGAAGCUGCACGAGCAGGCCAUGGCGGUGCGCGACGGGCUGCGCCGCCGCGGCGCGGCCCUGCAGAUGAGCCUGCAGCAGCGGCGCGGCGGCGUCGGCGCCGGCAGGGGCAUCGACGUGCUCCCGCUCUCCGGGUCGAGCGGCACCUACGACCGGCCGGCGUGGGCGGAUGAGGAGAGCAUCGACGGCGCGGACAGCGAGUGGGGCGGGGACGAUAUCAGCGAGCUGGCGCCCGAUGACUCGGCCAGUCAGGUCAGCAGCAACCGCCUGCGCAGGCCCAAGAGGAGGCGGGAGCGGGCCACGCCGGCGCCGAUCGAGGAGGAGGAUGAACAGUGAGGGGGAACCAGACAGUUUGGGUUUAGGGUGCAUGACGUUUGGGGGCAAUUCAUUCACGACUAAGGCAUGGAAGCAUGGAGUUGUAAAGCGAUCGUGUUCUCAAUUGCUGGCUGCGAAAUUUCUUCCUCU